Molecule: messenger RNA, 456 nt
Organism: Auanema sp. JU1783
Lineage: Eukaryota; Metazoa; Nematoda; Chromadorea; Rhabditida; Rhabditidae
Source: the annotation of a GenBank genome assembly
AUGUUUCUGCUCCUUCCAAUUUUUCUUCCCUUUGUUCUUUCCGAUAGAUAUGUCAGUCAGCUACUAGAAAGCUUGCUGAUGGAUUACAACAGAAACGUUCGACCAGUCAAAAAUGCUUCGGACCCGAUUCAAGUCAAGUUCGGAGCCAACUUAUGUCGUCUGAUUGACGUGGAUGAAGUAAAUCAAGUGUUAACAACGAGUCUCUGGUUAGAAAUUCAAUGGAAAGAUCGAAAGUUAGUGUGGAAUCCUAAAGAUUAUGGUGGAAUAGACAAUAUUCAUAUUCCGUCAGAUCAAAUUUGGAUUCCAGAUAUUGUCCUUUAUAACAACGCCGAUGGCGAACCACAUAUCAACCUCGUCAGCUUGGUUCGAGUGGACUCCGGUGGAAAUGUUCUCUGGCAACCGCCAUCUAUUUAUAAAAGCGUUUGUCAUGUAUACAAAAUGGAGUUGUUGUGCUGA